Messenger RNA from Oncorhynchus kisutch (coho salmon), 831 nucleotides. Its product is annotated as collagen alpha-1(XIX) chain-like. NCBI's taxonomy places the organism in Eukaryota, Metazoa, Chordata, Actinopteri, Salmoniformes, Salmonidae. Bases 13 to 831 code for a protein of 272 amino acids. The transcript is spliced from 13 exons. The record is from RefSeq and is a predicted model, not a curated record.
GUGAUCAAUUUGAUGACUGGUACAUCACCUCUGUUCUGUAUCCACCAGAGUCAGUCAGGAUUCAUGGGAGAAAUAGGACCUGCAGGCUUGUCAGGGCUACAGGGUAUUAUGGGCCCUAGGGGGCCUCCAGGGCCUGAUGGACCUCAAGGAGAGAAGGGGGAGUCUGGGCCUAGCAGAGCCAUCGGACCUCAAGGCAAAACAGGACCUCCGGGGGUGGCUGGACUUCAAGGAGUCAGAGGUGACACAGGGAUGCCAGGACCACAGGGUCCAGUAGGGAAGGUUGGGACUGAGGGAGACUUGGGCCAUAAAGGUGAGCCAGGACUAGAUGGAGAGAAAGGGGAGCCAGGGGGACCAGGCGAGCCAGGAGAACAGGGGGUUGACGGUCUGCCAGGCAUCAAAGGGCCCCCAGCACUUCUUGGUUUGGAGGGGCCACAGGGUGAGGUGGGAGCCCAGGGGCCAGAAGGUCCCCUAGGGGCAUUGGGUGUCAGGGGAAACCCAGGACCUGAGGGAAAACAGGGACUGAAAGGAGAGAAGGGAGAUGACGGUAGAGAUGGAUCCCCUGGAAAGACAGGUCACAUCGGAAGGAGUGGGAAAAGAGGCAAGGCUGGAAUCAGGGGCACAAGAGGAGAGAGAGGACCAAAGGGAGAGAGGGGACAUGUGGGAUUGAUUGGUGUUCCAGGAUGGGUGGGGUCUAUAGGAAUCCCAGGCUUGGGAGGAGACAGGGGGGAUCAGGGUGAAAAAGGGAGUGAGGGAGAAAAGGGGAACAUAGGGCCGCUCGGUCUGCCAGGGCGUGAUGGCCUAAAGGUACUUCUGGUUCUGACUUCUGUGUGA